AUGCACAACUCAUUCAAGAACGGCUUCACGCUUUGGCAAGUUGAAAAAGUUCUGAAAGCCCUGCACUACCUGUUUCAUUAUGCACCUGCAAGUAGGGAAGACUUUGUGUUAUUGACCAAGUGUGAUAGAUUUCCUCUGCCAUUUUGUGGACAUCGCUGGCUGGAAAACCUUCCAGCAGUUGAGAGAGCCAUUGAAAUGUGGCCAUAUAUUGUCUCCUAUGUGGAUCAGGUCAAAGCCAAGAAGCUCCCCAAUCCAAGGUCAUCAUCGUAUGACACCAUCGCAGAAGCACGGAUGGAUCCCAUUAUCCUGGCAAAGUUGCACUUCUUCAUGAGUAUCUCAAGAACUUUUCAGCCAUUUCUCACCAAGUACCAGACAGAUGCCCCGAUGAUUCCCUUCUUAGGCAGAGAUUUGGAGGAUCUAAUCAGGAGCCUUCUCAGGCGGUUUAUAAAGCGAGAUGUUCAGGUUGAUGUUUCCCCAGUAAAUCUGGUCAAGCUUGAUGUGACAGACCAAAAAUUUUGGGUCAGUCCAAAGCAAGUGGACAUUGGCUUGGGAGCCACAGCUGCCCUCAAGGGCAUGUCAGGCAGUCAGGGUGGAAGUGAGCGUGAUGUGUUACAGUUCAUGCGAGACAGCCAGAGUGCUCUGUCAAAAAUUUGUCAGAACAUUCUAUUGAAGUGCCCACUGAAGUACCCCACUGUCCGAAAUAUGCUGUGCCUGGACCCCCAAAAGAUGCACACUGAACCAGACAUGUGCUUGAAAAAAAUGAAGGCCCUCGUCAUGAAAUUUGUGCAGGACAAGAAGUUGUCAGGAGGAGUCACAGCGGGUGAUAAGAUUGCACAACAGUUUCAGAAGUUCCUGUUUAAUGAGGCCAGAGGAGAGGAAUUCAUGGUCUUCAGUGCAUUGGAUGGGACAUUGCGAGUUGACAGCUUCCUGCAUAAGGCCAUGAAUGGAUAUGCAGAACUUUGGAGCUUUGUGGAAAAGCUACUGCUUCUGUCCCAUGGACAAGCCACUGUGGAGCGUGGAUUCUCCAUAAACAAGGAGGUGGAGAUGUGCAAUAUGAACGAGGACACUAUAGUCUCACAGAGACUGAUCUGCGACUAUGUGAGGAUGUGUGGUGGAGUGGUCAAAGUGCCACUAACUAAAGAGCUGCUAAAUGAAUGUGCAACUUCACGCAACCGGUAUAGGAUCUUCUUGGAAGAUGAGAGGAAGAAAAAGGAAAAGGCAAAACAGAUGAACAAGAGAAAAGGGGCUGAAAAUGAGCUUGAACAGCUACGCAAGAAAAGAAGAACAAUCUUAACUGUGUGUGACUGUUACGACCUGUAGCGAUCUAGGGGUGACAGGGGAUGCAACAUUAUAAUACUUAAAAUAAUUAAAUAACAACAAGGAAAACAAUCUAUCCAAAGCACACUAUUUAUUUGUUGAAUUCAGAAUCAAAACGAAAACCACAACAAAAAGAAAACCAGCUCUAAGCAAACUCUGUAAAGAAAAGAACAAAAACGAUUAGACCAAUAACCGAUAAAGUAUAUAACAAUACACAACAAUCUUAACCUAAAGAAACACACAAUCUCUAUCAAACAGAGACCGCUUCCAACUUCAAACACACACGCUCGAACAAAGCACAGCGUGCAAACGACACGCCCGCUCUCCUUCCGGUCCUCACUUUCCAGCCUUUUAUACGCUGGCAAAUAAUGCCGGUACCUGAAACACACACACACACAUACAACAAACACACUAGAAUGUCCCCAGUCGUAACAGUGACACUCUAGAGAAGGAGGCAGAUAGCCUUGCAGAGAAGGCUGAGAAUACAGCUGGGACCAAGAUGGCAGAGCUCAUCACUAAAUCCAACACCAUGAGAAAAAGAUGCAAGGACAAGAGAGGGGAGUUGAUGGACCUAGACCAUGAAAUUGAGAAGAGAGUGGCAGAGCUAUGCUACAUGUCUUGAAGAGAAUUUUGACCUCUUGAAUUUGACCUGUUCAUUGGUUUCUCUCUAAGAUUCAUGUGAUAACAUUUUGUGUUGUUUUGCAAACAAGCUGUUU
Messenger RNA from Trichomycterus rosablanca, 2033 nucleotides. RefSeq lists its product as uncharacterized. The transcript has 4 exons. The record is from RefSeq and is a predicted model, not a curated record. Bases 1 to 1320 code for a protein of 439 amino acids. Lineage: Eukaryota; Metazoa; Chordata; Actinopteri; Siluriformes; Trichomycteridae.